This is a messenger RNA of Bursaphelenchus xylophilus (pine wood nematode), 4483 nucleotides long. The record is from the annotation of a GenBank genome assembly. Lineage: Eukaryota; Metazoa; Nematoda; Chromadorea; Rhabditida; Aphelenchoididae.
AUGACCGGCUCAGGGUGGCUGCGUUUCGUUUAUGGGGUCGUUUUGUUGUGCACUAUUUUAGCGGGUGAGUUUUGGGAUGUAAUCAGUAGUCCUUCAAUAUUACAGUAUCAUUUCUUUGAAAUACCAGAGGAUUAGAUCUCACCGCAGCGUAUUUUUCACUUUGUUAAACUGCCUUUCCAGCUGAUGUGCCCGAUUUUCCGGAUAACGAGCCUUUCGAGGCGUUUGAUUUCGGCGGUGGCCCCGAACCAACGCCUGAGAAAGAAGUAGUCGCGGAACAAGAUUUCCCCAUUCAAACUCAAAGUCCCACCAAACCGGGGAAUAGCCAGACGGCACUAAAAGAGAUGGGCUUAUGUGAGCAUCCGGAUGAACUUCCAACCUUUAUCAAGCGAUCAAAAGUCCAGUCGAAAGGAAUCCCAAAAUUUGUCCAUUUCAUGGACAACCUAGCGGAAUGUGUGCAAGUUUGUCGGCGUAAAACAGAGCCAAUAGAGCAGACCCCAUUUGAUUGCAAAGGCUUUGUUUUCAAUCAUCGGGCGCACGGUAAAAACUCAUGCGAAUUCUUUGACGACAUAACGCUGAUUGAGCCAAUAACCAACGAUAUGAAGUGGGAGAAUCAGUCAACGUUCUUCGAAAGGGCUUGCUUGAAGAUCCCUGGCAAAUGCGGAGAAAGUGCAUACUCUAUCGAGUCAAUACCAAAUAAGAAAUUGGGAUUAACACCGUUGGAAAGCGUGAAUGUCAGGGAUCAGGCAGAAUGUCUCAAUGAGUGCCUAACUAGCAGUGCAUGUAAAAGCGUCAAUUACAAUGCAAAAGACAGGUAUUGCAAUCAAGCAGAGGCCAAACUAACAAUGCUAUUUCUAGAUAUUGCGAGCUACUUACAACAUCAAGCAGUGGAGGUUUAUUAGAAGCAACAGGCUUUGAAUUUUUCGAGAACAUUUGUCUACAAGGUAAGGAUCUUUUUUACAGCCAACACACAUGCCGCAUUCUUUUCAGACUCAAACAAAUGUUCGGCAAGGGAGCGAGUGGACUUCAUUGUAUCCAAGAACACCCAAGUUAGCGGUCUUGAACAUCGAGUUGGCUCAGUUUCUAUUCAAACUUGCAUGAGAGAAUGCGUCGAGUCAUCGCUGGUCCAUUGCCGCUCGUUUCAGUACGAUCAGAACAACCGAGAAUGCGUUUUAAUGGAAGAGUCAUCGCAUUCCGCAACAGCAUCAGAAAUCUUCGAUCUCUUCGAGCCAGUUUGUUUAGACGGAGAUAUUGAUCUACCGUGCCAAGGAGACUACGUCUUCGAAAAAGUUUUGAAUACUAACUUGGUAGCGGAGGACUUGAUUUCCAUAGAGAAAGGUAAACUAAACAUGUAUAAUCUCAUUCAACGAUUUCCUUACGUUCAGAAGCCACAGUAGCCAGCUGCAUGCAAAAGUGCCUGAAUAACGAAAAUUGCCUAUCUUUUACCUUCAACAAAUUGGAGAGGAAAUGUAAAAUCUUACCCGUCAACCGAAAACACACUCAGACUAAAGCUAUAGUUGAGAAUUACUUCGAUUUUUAUGAGCUAUCAUGUGAUCGGCAAGCAAUACUGAAGAAUCAACAGCCAGUAAUCGAGGUCAAUCGAGAUAGUGGGGAUACAACAGGUAGGGUUACCUUCUAUAGAGUGGCUAAUGGCCUAUUCAAAAAAACAUGAUGUUUAGCAGCCAACCUGACAACCUUUCCAAUUACAACCACCCCGGCUCAAAAGUCGACCACUCAUCCGGUCCAUGGUAACGCCUGCGACAGUACGAAAAGUGUCCUAAUCGAGAAAGGACGAACCCUGCGCAUCGAGUAUCGCAAUCUUCACCAUGUGAACAUCAAGACCAUAGAGAUUUGCGAAGGAUUAUGUCAAGGAACGACUAUUGCAUGCCAAACCUUUGCAUACAAUGAGAGAACUGGCGACUGUUUAUUAUCUACUCUGAUGAUCGACAAGAACAACCGAUUCUUCUUUGUCACCCAGCCUAAUCCCAGCUAUGAACUGUACGCCUUCCUCGGGAGGGCGUGCGAACAAAGUAAGUGCAAAAAAACGGGUGUCUUUUUCUGCAUUACAACUAUACAUGAUGUAAUCAUUAUUUCACAGCUACCGCCCCUCCUACUCCCCUGCCAACGCUAAUAUCACUACCUCCUACCUACACAACACCUCAAUACAUCCAUAAAGUUGAAGAAUUCACCGCAACUAUGAUUUUGAUCGAUAAAGAUGCCGUCGCGACCACUAUUGACCCCGUCGAUGUUGAUCCAUUCGACGAGAAUGACAAGCCCAAGCAUCGGCAUCACCACAAGGUGUCCAAGAUUCCUCACAUUCCCACUUCCGCCUCAUUUCAAGAAUUUAGAGAUCAACAAGUUGACGACUUCCACAUGUUUCCAGCUCCGCCCGAUGAAAAAUCAGUGAAGAGUGCGAAAAAAACAACAGCAUCGCCACUCGCUAAAACCGACGUGCCAAGGAGAGACAAGACGUUGGAAAAGUUUGCUCCGAACCAGAUCAAAGUGAAUGCGUUUUGCCUGGAGGGCGGGGUCAAUGUGACUUUUCAAGUAACGGAUAAAGUAAGAAAAAAUUAUCGAGCUUCAUUUCAAAUCAUUCAGAAAUACAACGGCGCCGUCUACGCGGCAGAGAGAUUCGGCCAAUGCCGAGCGUUUGUUGAAAUGGCUUCUGUCUUCUCCAUUUUUGUAGCUCGACCUGGCGUAAACAACAACUGUAAUGCUUUCGAAGAAGACGGAAUUUUGACCGCCGUCUUGGUCAUGUCGAAUGACAUGGUGCUUCCAUACGAUGUAACGACCAAGGACGACUUCUUUUAUCAGAUUACUUGUGAUUACAGCAAGGGCGAGCAUGCCUCCAUAGUUAGGACUGGUAUCGUUGUCGGGUAAGGGGUUCUUCGACAAUAGUAGAGACAGAGUCACUUACCAGUCUGUCGAAAAGAGCACUAUCGGCGGAGCGACAUUUGUCCUACAGUGAGGGACCUGAUCCAAUGGCAAAAAACGUACCAUUUUUCAUCCGGGAAGUAUCAAAAAUGUGGCAAAAUGCUUCCCUCUCCAAGUUAAAAAAACUUCGUUUUGAAGGGCGCGCCCUUUUUCCUCACAAAAAAUCUGAGUUUUUUCACUUGGAGAGGGAGGUAUUUUGCCACAUUUUUGAUGCUUCCUGGAUGCAAAGUGGUACGUUUUCUGUCAUUGGAUCAGGUCCCCCACUGUAGACUGAUAUACAAAAACGCCGUGUAUACCUAUACUAUUCAUCUUUAGCGGACCAGAACCGAGAUCAAUAAUGACGAACGGGAAGAAAGCGGAAGACACUGAGACCAAGGUGAUCCUUCGAAUCCUCAAAAAUCACCGUCCCGUAACUAAUGUGUACAUCGGGGAGAAGCUAACGGCUGUAGUCGAAAGUGACAUUGAUGGUGAGUUUGCAGACCGGUUCUAACGGAAACUAUCCUCUCCUCUUACAAUAUCAUUACAGCAAGCCGUCUAAAAGUCAGUGAUUGCAACGCCACACGAGUUGGAGGUCGCGAGCCAAAACCCAAUUCAGUGACGCUAAUCAAGGAUGGGUAAGGGCUUUGGAAACAGGCUGAUCAAUAAUUUAGUUGCUCACUGAUGCCUCAAAUCAUGGGGAAUAUUGUCAAGGGAGAGAACGGACUGGAGGCGCCAUUUACAGCCUUUAGAAUCGAUGGAUCCGAUCAGAUUGAUAUUGUUUGCAGUGUGGUCGUAUGCAAGGCAAAAUGCGAUGAAAAGGUGCGAGCUUUCCCAGAUACAUGCACUACAGUGACCUGACGCAGUGGGAAAAAACGUACCAUUUUGCAUCCGGGAAGUAUCAAACAUGUGGCAAAAUGCUUCCCUCUCCAAGAGAAAAAACUUUGAUUUCAAAAGUGCGCCUGCUCUUUUUGUGACGCCCUUCAAAACAAAGUUUUUUCACUAGGAGAGGGAAGCAUUUUGCCACAUUUUUUAUGCUUCCCGGAUGCAAAAUGGCACAUUUUUUGCCACUGGAUCAAGUCCCUCACUGCAGAUUUUCUGUCACAAUUCUGAGGCCAGAGAUGAAGAUUAUAUCAAAAACAAUUUCAGGAGCCAUCCUGCCCGCCAACCCGUCCAAAACGCGCAAUAGAUUCUCGUCGGGGCGAUGACAAAAUCACCGUGGACCAACGGCUUCGAGUUCUCGUCGUCGACGACUCCACUAUUGAUUCCGAAACCGGCAAAUACUCGUCCCCGGGAGUGCUUGGCCUUUUGUUGGGUUCGGAAAAGAACCCGUACUGCGUGAAUAGCACCGUUCUGCUCAGCUUGAUCUCCAUGUGCGUGCUGAGUCUGAUUGCGUUGACGAUUUCGGCGAGUUGGUUCUUCUGUCAGCGGCGGCAAACCUAUCCGCCGCAGCCCAUGUACAGCGAGCAAUUCCGCGGAAGGUAUGCUGAAAAGGUUGAUGACGAAUGGCUUUAGUGAUCUGCCGCCUCCACCGCCCGCCUUCCACAUCCCUCGAGUGGAACGGUAUGUGGCGUGA